Prunus persica (peach) is the source of this 1949-nucleotide messenger RNA. Its product is annotated as protein FAR1-RELATED SEQUENCE 5-like. Gene Ontology annotation, molecular function: nucleic acid binding; zinc ion binding. NCBI's taxonomy places the organism in Eukaryota, Viridiplantae, Streptophyta, Magnoliopsida, Rosales, Rosaceae. The coding region runs from base 10 to 1722 and encodes 570 amino acids. The transcript has 2 exons. Gene Ontology annotation, biological process: regulation of DNA-templated transcription. The record is from RefSeq and is a predicted model, not a curated record.
UCCGGAGGAAUGGAUAAAAUCGGUUUUAUCAAAAAAGAUAUCUACAAUCUUGAAUGUAGUGUGAAUGGGAAGCUGAGGAACCACGAUGUUGAACUAGUGACCGAGUAUUUUAUGGCUGAACAGAAAAAAAAUGAGGCUUUUUAUUUCAAGAUUGAGGGAGAUGGGCAUGACAGGUUUAGUCGAUGUUUUUGGGCAGAUGCAACUUCUAGACGGGCGUAUGGGUUUUAUGGAGAUGUUGUUGUAUUCGAUACCACAUUCAACACGAAUCGAUACGACUUGACAUUUGCACCAAUGUUGGGAGUUAAUAACCAUGGUCAGACAAUUGUCUUAGCAUGCGCAUUUUUGAGCAAGGAAACGACUGAGUCGUUUGUUUGGAUGUUUGAGGAGUUUAAGAAAGCCAUGCCAGGUGGGGAACCUAAAACGAUCAUUACAGAUCAAGAUGCGGCAAUGGCCAUAGCGAUUUCAAUAGCCUUCCCGAGUACAUUUCAUCGACUUUGCAUAUGGCACAUCACAUCAAAGUUCUCUGUUAAGUUACCACGUGACGCUUAUAAGGAGUAUUGGCCUGAAUUUCAGAAAGCCAUAUGGGAUACUGACAAUAAGGAUGAGUUUGAUGCAAAAUGGAAUAUUGUGGUUACAAAGGCUGGUUUGACUGACCAUCCAUGGCUAAGUUCAAUGUUUGAUUUAAGGGAAUCUUGGGUUCCAGCCUACGCACGACAAUUUUUUGCCGCUGGAAUGUCAAGCAGCCAAAGAGCGGAAGGUUCUCAUGGUUUUUUCAAGCAAUACAUAUCAAGGAGAAAUUCGUUGAUGGAUUUCAUAAUACGAUUUGAGAAGGCACUUUCUCAUCAACGUGAAAAAGAGUUAGUUGCUGAUCACGUAGAUGCAUUUGAAGUGGCUCAAUGUCUUCUACCGAUGCCAAUGAACAAACAAAUGGCUACCUUGUACACAAGGACAAUGUUUCAAAAGUUUGAGCAAGAACUAAUACAAAGUACAGCAUGUUUCCUAGAGCUCAAAACAGAGGAUGCGUGUAAAGUUGUGUUCAACGUGAGCGAAAGGAAAAAUUGGGAAACAAGAGUGGCAGAAGUCGUAUAUGUCAAAGAUUCUGACCACGCAUCGUGUAGCUGCAAAAGAUUUGAAUUUGUUGGAAUUAUUUGCAAGCACAUCCUAGCAUUGUUCAGAAGGGACCAGAUUGAAUAUAUGCCCGAUAAAUAUAUUUUGAAGAGGUGGAAGAAAACUGCGAAAUGUGGAUUGGUGUCAGAUGCAAAUGGCAACGAAAUUAAAGACUGUGCAGAUCCUGGCCUUCUAAUAAAGCGGAGUACAAUGUCUCGACUUGCUUCAGAUGUGGUUGAGGAUGCAUUAAUGAGUGAAGAAGGAUGUGAGCUACUGUCAGAGACUCUAAAAAGUUUGCAGGUGAAGUUGAAGUUGCUGAAGGAUGGACCAAGUAAUAACGAAGUUGGAGGGUCCAGCUCUCAAACACAAUAUAUGAAAGACCCUAAGAGAGUGAGGUGCAAAGGAAGGUCGAAAGGAAUAACGGGAGCAAAGGAAAAGGCAAUGAAGCGAGGGAUUAGACACUGUCGGGAGUGUGGACACAUUGGUCAUGAUAGAAGACAAUGCCCAGCCUUGAACACACCGACAUCACCGUCGAACAAUGACGAAUCAACUCCAAUACAUCGUAGUGACCCAUUAUUCGACGAUUUUGACAGGAUGCACAGACCAACUGAAUGAUUGAUAUUUGUAUUAGACGAAAUGUGGUUGUUAUGAAGAUUAAUGAUCAAGUGAAGUUUGAUAGAUUCAGUUUUUGAAUGUUAUUGUGUUUUUGUUCAUGUCCACCGAUGAGCUCUUACUAUGUCCACUGGUAAUUGAAAUGAAAAUUUGCUUGGUUUCAUUCUUCCAAGACAUUUGGAGACAUGUUAAUUUUACGUCUUCUCCCUAUUUAUAAAUUUUCAUAGACA